This is a messenger RNA of Clonostachys rhizophaga, 2391 nucleotides long. The record is from the annotation of a GenBank genome assembly. NCBI's taxonomy places the organism in Eukaryota, Fungi, Ascomycota, Sordariomycetes, Hypocreales, Bionectriaceae.
AUGUACCAUCACGGCCGAGCUCCUCUCACAAGCUCAUCCCCAGAUCCGUUAGAUAGGCAAGAUGAAAUGCGGGGAAAUAGCUAUGAAGAUGCACCUGGUGAGGUGUCAAUCAGCCCCCUAUCGCCACUGGUUCGCCACGUCGAAUCUCAAUUGGAGUUUUCUGAGAGAUCUUCAUCUGCAUGUUCUACAAGAGAAACCCCAUGUCACCCAGGUAGUGAUUGUCAAAAUGGAGUUCAGUCCAAAAUCGAGCCACGAUGGCGGAUGCCAACAGGCUGGAAGCUUGGCACGAUGAUGGCAGCUACCUUAACAUUUGUUAUCUUACUGGUGAAUACGAUUCUUGCAGCGUUAUUCACUUCAAGCGUCCUCCGGACCAAAUAUUCCAGCAGCAGCAUCGCACCUGUUCGCACUGGCGACUGCGGAGCCAUCAAGUCGCUUGCAACCGGCACCCAUGUUCUCAUCAAUAUCGUCAGCACUUUGCUCCUCGGUGCAAGCAACUAUUGCAUGCAGACCGUUAGCGCUCCUAUGCGACAAGAUGUCGACAACGCUCACGCCCGGGGUAAAUGGCUGGACAUUGGAAUUCCCAGCGUCCGGAACUUGCUUUAUAUCGAGAAGAGAAGGCUUGUCGUCUGGCUCUGUUUAGGCCUUUCAUCUAUCCCACUCCAUUUUAUUUAUAACUCCACGUUCAUUGUGUCCACUGCAAACCAACUGUACCAAAUUCUACUAGUGAACGAAUCUUUCAUCAGUGGGGGACCAUUCGACAUAGACAGUAAGGAGCGCCAUCCACUUUUCGAUAUAGACGGUCAUGAGUAUUAUAUACCUUUCGAGCUCGAGGUCGGUCAGAGCCUACAAUUCAUACAGGAGGCAGUGCAGAAAAAUGAAUAUGAGAAGUUGACACCGGACGACUGUAUCAAAGCGUAUGCAAAGGGUGUAGUCUAUGACAGAGCAAACGUCGUCGUGGUACUCAGCCCACCGGAAGACUGCCAUGAGUUAAAAAACUUACCCAUGCUUUCUGAGGCGAAUGGCCCCGUGUACUGUGAGCCACCAAUGAACAGCUCCAUCUAUGCUUCGCUCCGCUACGAAACCAUUCUCAAUGCCAAUAGGGGGAACAAUGAUUGGUUUUCUUGGAUAUGCUCCCUAAUGUCUUAUGAGGCAGAUCAUUUGAGGCUGCCGAAGUGCAGAGACGGAGCUUGGAAGAACCAGAUGAGCCCAGCUAUUUGGACAAUAGGGACCGCCAGAGUCAAGUAUUGCUUGAGCCAGAAACCGAAAACCCCAUGCCAGUUGAACGUUGCUCUCAACCUCAUCUACGUGGUUGUCUGCUUCAAUGCUCUCAAGUUUGUGAUCAUUGUCAUCUUAGCCACGAGCAAUCUGGUAAAUCGAGAACCCCUUGUCACAAUUGGAGACGCCGUUGCCUCGUUCAUCGAUUCUCAAGAACCAGCGACGAAGGGAAUGUGCUUGCUAUCGUCUGCUGAGGCCCAUUUUUCUCAAGAAUUAGAUGAUUAUCAAGAGGUAUCAGCCGUCGUAUAUAAACCGCAGAACAACAGAUGUUCGGUGGCCGCUAGCCUUCGCCGCUGGUUGUUGGCUUCGAUACUUAUCAUUGUGGCUUUGGCUACUCUCGUUGGACUGCUAGGACACGGUGUACAUGAUUUGAACCAGCGUUUCUCGCGUGGUGAUUGGCAAUCGCUAUGGGAUCUUGGCAUCGGUACCAUCAAUCCAUAUACGACCAUUGAGUGGAAGUUGCCGAGACGAGGCGAAGCGUCCGUCAUAGCCACUGUACUAAUCUCCAACUUGCCCCAAGUCUUGCUUUCUUUUCUCUAUCUCAUUCUGAACGGCUUAAUCACAUCGAUGGCGGGUGCUAUCGAGUGGUCGAAGUAUGGCCAAGGUACUCAACGCCCCCUCCGUGUAUCUUUCCCAAAAGGCAAGCAGCGAUCUACCUUCUUCCUACAGCUUCCGUACCGAUACAGUAUUCCGAUGCUGUCUCUCUCAGUCUUGAUGCAUUGGAUGGUCUCUCAGAGCUUGUUUGUUGUGCAGAUAUUCGAGGAGAGCACCUGGGAAUCUAUUUAUGAAGAUGCAGAUUAUUUAGGCGUUGAUUCAGCAAUUACGAUUCCUGCCUACUCCCCCAUGGCUAUUAUCUUGACAAUUGUCAUCGUGGCAGUAACAUUUCUUGGCAUAGUGGGAUUAGGUAGGGUCCGAUUGAGAGAUGGCCUACCUACAACCAAGAACAGUAGUUUGGUUAUCUCGGCCGCAUGUCAUCCAUUGGAGGGGACCUCAAGCAUGGAAGCCGUGAAAUGGGGAGUGGUACUAAUUGCAGAAGAUGGUUCGAACCAGGUGGGUCAUUGCUCCUUUUCGAAUCAUAAAGUUGGUUUCCCGGAGGAAGGAAGGGCAUACUCGUAA